Molecule: messenger RNA, 1488 nt
Organism: Rattus rattus (black rat)
Lineage: Eukaryota; Metazoa; Chordata; Mammalia; Rodentia; Muridae
Gene: Upk1a
Product: uroplakin 1A
Exons: 7
Coding region: 218-991 (257 amino acids)
Cellular component (GO): membrane
Source: RefSeq, a predicted model, not a curated record
ACAGCUGCCUUGCAGUCGGAGGCUGCCAAGCCUUUCUUUUUCUGUGGAAGGCUCACUGCCAAGCUGUGGGGCUCUGGGCAUAUGGGUAACAGCCUGGGCCCUGCAGCCCAUGAGCAUCUCCUGCCAGAUGGAGGUCUGGAGUGGACAAGAUGGUCUGGCUGGGCCCUGCCUCCUGCCCCCCUAACUUCUACCCUGCUUCUGUGCCCCCAGCAGGAAGAUGGCUUCUACAGCGACAGAGGGAGAGAAGGGGUCUCCUGUAGUCGUGGGGCUGCUGGUCGUGGGCAACAUCAUUAUUCUGCUGUCAGGCCUGGCCCUGUUUGCGGAGACAGUGUGGGUGACGGCUGACCAGUACCGUGUGUACCCACUGAUGGGCGUCUCAGGCAAGGACGACGUCUUCGCCGGCGCCUGGAUCGCCAUCUUCUGCGGCUUCUCCUUCUUCGUGGUGGCCAGCUUUGGUGUAGGAGCUGCGCUCUGUCGUCGUCGGUACAUGAUCCUCACGUACCUGCUGCUGAUGCUUAUAGUCUACAUCUUCGAGUGUGCCUCCUGCAUCACAUCCUACACCCACCGCGACUACAUGGUGUCCAACCCAUCCCUGAUAACCAAGCAAAUGUUGACCUUCUACAGUGCGGACACCGACCAGGGCCAGGAGCUAACCCGCCUCUGGGACCGGAUCAUGAUUGAGCAAGAGUGCUGCGGCACAUCUGGCCCCAUGGACUGGGUGAAUUACACAUCAGCCUUCAGGGCAGCCACCCCGGAAGUGGUGUUCCCGUGGCCCCCACUGUGCUGUCGCCGGACUGGGAACUUUAUUCCCAUCAAUGAAGAUGGCUGCCGAGUAGGCCACAUGGACUACCUGUUUACCAAGGGUUGCUUCGAGCACAUCGGCCAUGCCAUUGACAGCUACACGUGGGGCAUAUCGUGGUUUGGCUUUGCAAUCUUGAUGUGGACUCUCCCUGUGAUGAUGAUAGCCAUGUAUUUCUACACCACUCUCUGAGGAGGAAGGGGACCACAGAUGCACGCAGCUCUGCCCGAAGCUCCUGCUUCUCUGCGGCCCUUGGACACCAUCAACCUCCUCCCCAGCCCACCUCCGUAUAUCUCCGCUACAACCCACCCCAUCCACCUCCCUCCAUUUUCCCUCCUUGCGAUCCCAACAUCCCUUUCUAGAUGUAGGAGCUGCCCUGGACCCUCGCUGUGCCCGCGGCCCUGGAUUUGUGUGCCUGGACCCUCUCGACCCUGUGUCACUUGGCUGACAGCAUCGCCUGUCCUCAGAAGCCCUUCGCUGCUCCUCACAACCCAGCAUGCACCUCUCUGUGGCUUCCAGAACUUCUUGCAGGCAGGCGUAGCCACUGUUACUCAGUAGUUUGUGUAAGCUCUUAUAGAUGCUGCCUGUUGUAAGAAGAGGGUGACACACUCUGCUGUGGGGGGUCCCCAUCGGCUCCCUCACAGGCGUCUGAGCAAGCGCUGGAUUUCCAAUAAAUACUGGCUGGGUGA